Molecule: messenger RNA, 678 nt
Organism: Neurospora tetrasperma FGSC 2508
Lineage: Eukaryota; Fungi; Ascomycota; Sordariomycetes; Sordariales; Sordariaceae
Exons: 3
Coding region: 1-678 (225 amino acids)
Source: RefSeq, a predicted model, not a curated record
AUGCCCACCAUUGCGGCUUGUGCCAGGAUCCUCGUUAGCGGCGUAAAGAAGACUUCGCUGCAGGUAGUAACGAACCGUACAUCACUGCAGCGGGGAAAAAGUAGAGGUAUCGAUGGCGGACACAGUACACUAGGUACCGUGACUCUGAACACCCGCUGCGUCAAGGACUCCCUCCACCUUUCUUCUUCAUCUGCUUUCCGCUCUUCACUUCUCUUUUCAUUGGAGUCGUCUGCGUUUGCUUUGCCGUGUGUGGUGCACAUCUCCAGAGGGUUUCAUUCCUGCCUUACUCGCACCAAACGUCCUCUUGGCUUUCGGCUUUCGAUUAUUUCUCUCGUGCCUUGCGGUUGUUUUCCUGUACCGCCAGCAACCCCCAAAGUCGUCAUUAGCGUCGUGACAAGGUCCGUAUUCCAUUAUCCUCCUACUGGUGCCCGUCGACGCCAUGCUGAACUGGCGGCUCCCAUAGCAAUUGGUCCUGUCCCUUCCUCCAGUUGGAAAAAAACACGCAAGGACACUGCUCAGCUUCCAGUGCUGUUAAAGAGUAAAUACGAGUACCCCCUUCAGAGGUCCGAGGGUCCCCGAAUUGCACUUCCUUCUCCGUCCUCCGGCGUCAUCCCGAGCCCCGAUCUCCCAGACUUCGUUACGCUGCCCACACAGCGCGCUGCAACGCUGAUUCGAUAA